This is a messenger RNA of Aspergillus versicolor CBS 583.65, 465 nucleotides long. RefSeq lists its product as uncharacterized. The coding region runs from base 1 to 465 and encodes 154 amino acids. The transcript is spliced from 3 exons. The record is from RefSeq and is a predicted model, not a curated record. NCBI's taxonomy places the organism in Eukaryota, Fungi, Ascomycota, Eurotiomycetes, Eurotiales, Aspergillaceae.
AUGGGAUCUAUCAUUCGCAACCUUUGGUCUUCUGAGAGCCCAGGGCCCAGAACCGUUGUUCGAGUCCUUGAUGCUGCCAUCGCUACAGUGGGCAUCAUCUGUAUAGCAGUGGGAUCCAAUUACCCAGCUUCUGGGAUGAUAUAUUACAUUACACUCGGAGUUGCAGUAAUCUGGUCAACCCUUAUUUCGUUCCUCACUCACAACGACCGUCUCUUCCAUCCCGGGUUCCUUAUUGCAAUGGAUUUUAUGCUCGCAGUAGUGCACUAUGUCUUUGGAAUUGUCAACGCCUUAUCUGCAGACACCGCUGGAUAUCUGCACACUGAUGCAAUUAGGGCAACAUUCCUGCUUAUAACUGCGGUUAUUCAUACCGUUUUCUUUGUCCUGGCCUGUCGGGAUACGCAUGUUCGACGACGGUCGUCUGUUGCGGGAGCUCAGAAAGUUGGAAUAGAGAUUAAUACUGCUUGA